Racocetra persica is the source of this 1002-nucleotide messenger RNA. The record is from the annotation of a GenBank genome assembly. Lineage: Eukaryota; Fungi; Glomeromycota; Glomeromycetes; Diversisporales; Gigasporaceae.
CACUUUCGAAACAACAAAAUGGACAAGAAUAUAAGGCUCAUUCACUGAAACUAGCUCUUGAUUCAAUUAACCGUUUUUUAGUAAAAUCAUCAAAAAUAUCAGGAAUAAAUUUACACAAUCGAUAUGAAUUUCCUGAUAUCUAUGAUGUUUUACAUGGAAAAAUGAGAGAUUUACAAGAAAAAGGGCUUGGCGAAAUUCAAGGUGCUCACGCACUUAAUCCAGAAGAAGUUAGACACAUCCUUGAACAUGAAUCAAUGACAAUUUCAACACCAGAAAAUUUAAUCUAUCGAAUAUUUUUCUGGAUAGCUAUAAUAUUCGCAUACCGUGGUGGUGAAUAUUACUAUAUUAAAGCUAAUCAAUUAAAGCAACGGGAAGAUGGCGGAUUUAAUUUUAUUAGAUAUGUUGCUAAAAAUAAUCAACGAGGUAUUAAUGGAGGGAAUGCACAAAUUAUUCCAAUACCUGCAGAUCAUCCUGGCACUCAGGGCCCAUGUUAUGAUUUCCAAUUAUAUCUUUCUAAACGUCAAGCUGAUGCAAAUGAUCACCUGUAUUUACAAGUUAACCCAAAAUGGAGAGAAACUAGUAUUUGGUAUAAAAAGAAACAUUAUGGUCUAAAUCGGAUCAACAAGUUUAUGAAAGAAAUUGGACAACGUACUAAAAUUACUGUACCUGAGAAUUUAUUAUCGAAUCAUUCUGGAAGAAAGACUGCAACACAAAUCUUACAUGAUAAUGAAAUUCCAGAACAAACAAUAAUGGAUAUUACUGGCAAUUCGUCUAAAGAAAUCCAACUGUCUCAAGAAAUCAAACCAAUCAAUUCAUCUCAAGAAAUUCAAUCUAUCAACUCGUCUCAAGAAAUCCAACCUAUUAACCCAUUUCAAGAGAUUUCAACUAAUUCAUCUCAAGAAGUUCAUUCAAUCAACAUAGAUCAAUCGAAUUCUAUCCAGAUAUUUGAUAACAUGCAACGUGGAAAAGAAAAUCAAAAUGGAAUACCUAGCUUUUACAACU